Molecule: messenger RNA, 2067 nt
Organism: Dothidotthia symphoricarpi CBS 119687
Lineage: Eukaryota; Fungi; Ascomycota; Dothideomycetes; Pleosporales; Dothidotthiaceae
Exons: 2
Coding region: 235-1608 (457 amino acids)
Molecular function (GO): pyridoxal phosphate binding; catalytic activity; molybdenum ion binding
Source: RefSeq, a predicted model, not a curated record
GGCAAUUAUUCCAACUGAACACAUUGCAAUCAGUCGACUCAUAUCAGCCCGACAUCAGUGUUGGACGAUCUCGUGCACCAUUCGACUCUUAUAAACGACAUCGAGAAAUUCUGCAUUCUCUUGGCAUACAUUGGCGACAAAGCCUAGUCGCCCGUCCUAUCGAGGGUCCAUCAGAGGAGACAUAAAGAACAAGAGCUAGAGCACCAUUGGAACCUUUGUUGUACCGACUCUGAUAUGUCUUCUAAUAUCCUCGACGACUACAUCGCCUCUGCCCAGAAGACAUUGGCAGACGCAGGAAUCAAUCUGACGCCUCUCACAAUCCUCAUCACGCUCUUAGUGCCCCUCCUUUCCCUCGUUGUCCUUUUCGGGAUUGUCUCUUCUCAGGGCGACAAGCCUCUUCCUCCGCCCACUGGCUGUCGCAAACUUGGACUCCGGGGCCGUAGCAAUCUCGAGGACCAGUACUCGAAGAAAUAUGCCCGAGGAGCCGAUCCUACACCCGCGAAACCUUGGACCGUAAAAGCGCUGUUCAUCUAUCCUGUGAAGUCCUGUGGUCCUGUCGAGCUGGAGAAAAGUGACAUCGUUCGUACAGGGUUGAAGUACGAUCGCCAAUUUUCCCUCGCCCAGCAGGUCACGAGCCUGCCAUCUUUAGAGGGAGAAGUCACAAGCGAAUGGCAUUUCUUAACACAGCGCAAAUUUCCACGUCUCGCGAAGGUCGAAGCAGAGGUCUGGAUUCCAGAUCCAUUAGCACCUGGAUACAAGGAAGAUAGAGAAUGGGUGAAGAGCGAGGGAUGUGUCGUAAUCCGCUUCCCAUUUUCUCCAGAUUCCGAUUUCAGUUUGGGAGGACUCAAAAACUACGCGAAGAUCAUGGCAGCCAGAUUAGCAAGGAGGUCAGAGCCCAUGAUCGAAUUCAAGAUACCUUUCAAUCCGUCGCAAGAACGUAUCAUGAGUAAAGGUUACACAAAUGAAGUUAUGAACAUCUGGAAAGAUGCCCCUGUAGCGCUGAACAUGAACUCUGAGGUUGACCGAGAAGUUCUCGCAAAGCUCAAGUACACACUCGGCACUUCAAACCCAAUUGCUCUGUUCAGAAUCGACACAAAAAGGUACAGAGAAGUGCAGAAAUGUGCACCAAAGCCGGAGGACGUGGGGUUUCAGACAAUCAUUGGAAUGCAAGAUUCAUAUCCCCUUCACAUCCUGAAUCUAGCCUCCGUGCAUGAUAUCAGCUCUAAGCUACCUCAGGAGCUAUUGAAAUUACCUUUGCUCAACGCCCUGCGCUAUCGCGCAAAUAUCUACAUCACCGGCCCGCCCGCCUUCCACGAAGACGACUGGAAGAAAGCGAUGAUUGGCUCAGUAGAAUGCCAUAUAUCGUGCCGCACAACGCGCUGCAAGCUCCCGAACGUGGAUCCAAAAACGGGAAUCGCAGAUAAAAAUGAACCAGGGACUACGAUGCGGAAGUACAGAGUUAUUGAUCAGGGGAGCAAGAACGCAUGUUUGGGCAUGCAGGUUACUCCGCUAGGGGUUGGCGAGGUGAAGGUCGGCGAUAGUAUUGAGGUGUUGGAAACAGGGGAGCAUUUCUAUUUGGGCGGGUCCGGAAGGGUGAUUGUGGGGUAAGGGUUUGAGGGUGAGUCUACACCAAGUACUGUUCAACAUGAGUACAAUGACCAAGGGUUGUGCUUUGGUUCUAGCAUAGCCUGUUUUGAGCAUGGGUGUCUUUGCAGCAACCAUAGAGAAAGUCUGAGCUGUCGUGUUCCAAACAUCCCACGAGAGAAUACCUGGACGCAGUUAUGCUCGGCCAGCCCUUUUCUGGCAACUCGAGUACAGAUUGCAAGAGCAGGUGCAGCUGAUGGCGGGUUUGUUAACGAAACUGCUCGGAGUGUCGAACAAUUAUGUGCACGCAUGCUGCUUAAUGAAAGUCACAUGUGAGCUACCGGAAAAUUCGCGGCAACACAGACGCUGAAGCCUUGUAUCCGCUUACAUAUCAUGCAUCAUAGAGUGGACGCAGCAAACAUUACUCGCUUACUGGCUUGUUAUUUGUGGCACAUCGAAAUCUGACAAGAUAAGACCCCUGGU